AUGAAAGUUGCUGUGGUUAAGGGUGGGAUUUUGGAGGUUGGUGUUCAAAUAUAUGGAGGUGGGUUGUGGCACACAUGGUUUGACCGAGACUUGACUGUGGCAGGGAGGGUCAUUGUACGAGAAGCGAAUGCGGAUUCUGUUUUGUACUCACAUCGCCUUGUUAGAAUUGAGGAACCUAUAAUGCGGAUACCAACUUUGGCAAUUCACUUGGACAGGACUGUUUCUGAUGGAUUCAAAUUUAACUACGAGACUCAUCUGAUUCCCAUAUUGGCAACAUCACUGAAGGGUGAGCUUAACAAAUUGUCCUCUGAAAAUGGUCCAGUCAAAACUGGAAAUCAGAUUGAUGGAAAGAAAGCAAAUGAUAAAACAGGCACCACUAAUACGAAGCACCACCUUCUUCUUCUGCAGUUGCUUGCAAGUAAGCUUGGGUGCGAGCCAGAUGACAUUUAUGAUUUUGAAUUGCAAGCUUGCGAUACACAGCCAAGUACAGUUGGGGGGGCUGCAAAGGAAUUCAUUUUUUCUGGACGACUUGAUAACCUCUGCAUGACAUUUUGCUCACUGAAGUUCAUUAAUUCAAACCCAAGUGGUUUUUAUAAUACUGUGUUUGGGAUUACGUUGGGACUGCUGGAUGUGGAUUGUCAACGGGAUGAAAGAGGGGAUAAUAAGUAUUCCCUUGGAACUAGAGUCACCAGACCCUGGCCUGAACAGCCAACCCACAAGGGGGUACCCAUGAUGUGGAGCUUUGUGGGAUACUAUGAUCUGUCAGAGUCCCACAUUGCUGUUAUAGAGUGCUUCAACUUAGCUUUAAUAGACGCUACAUCCUCUGAAAGCAGCCUUGAGGAAGAGGCGGGAGUUAGAAUGGUGGCUUUAUUUGACCAUGAGGAAGUUGGAUCUGACUCCGCACAAGGAGCCGGCUCUCCUGUUAUGCUAAAUGCUGUGACUAGGGUUACCAAUUCCUUUGGCUCAAAGCCCAAUCUUCUGGAGAAAGCAGUACAAAGAAGCUACCUUGUAUCUGCUGAUAUGGCACAUGCACUGCACCCAAAUUACAUGGAGAAGCAUGAAGCAAACCAUCAGCCCAAACUACACGGAGGACUUGUCAUUAAAAACAAUGCAAACCAGCGGUAUGCAACCAAUGUUGUCACAUCCUUCUUAUUCAGGGAGAUAGCAUCAAAACAUAACCUUCCCGUUCAGGACUUUGUGGUGCGCAAUGACAUGUCUUGUGGUUCAACCAUUGGUCCUAUUCUUGCUAGUGGCGUGGGUAUCCGCACCGUCGAUGUUGGGGCACCGCAGUUGUCAAUGCAUAGCAUACGAGAAAUUUGUGCUGUUGAUGAUGUGAAGUAUUCAUAUGAGCACUUCAAGGCCUUUUACCAAGAAUUCUCUCAUCUCGACGAUCCCACGCCUCUUCGUCCAAGAUCCAACAAGCUGGGUCACGUUGACUUCAAGAUCCAAUAG
Sphenostylis stenocarpa is the source of this 1452-nucleotide messenger RNA. Lineage: Eukaryota; Viridiplantae; Streptophyta; Magnoliopsida; Fabales; Fabaceae. The record is from the annotation of a GenBank genome assembly.